GAAAUCAUCAACUCUUUUCACAUUUACAAAUAUUCACACUUUGCAGUCGCAAACAUGGCGCAAGGACAGGUUCAAGUGCAUUUCAGCACCACAUCUCCAGAUAUCGAAUUACCUGAAGGAAAACAACAAUUGCUCGUUCCUACCAAUGUACGAAGAUAUGGACUUUCACAGAUUCUCAAUUCCGAGGCGAUGCUCGAUACCUCUUCGCCGAUACCAUUCGAUUUCCUGAUUAACGGUACAUUCUUGCGAACGACCCUCGAUGAAUAUCUCACUGCAAAUGGGUUAUCCUCCGAAACAACGUUAAACUUACAAUAUGUUCGAAGUUUGAUACCUCCUCUUUAUGAAGCAAGUUUCGAGCAUGAUGAUUGGGUUAGCAGUGUUGAUGUUUUGUCUGGGAGCUCUGCUGCAGGAGCUUGGGGUAAAAAUUCAAUUGUUGAAGGGCAGGAGCGUAUAUUGUCAGGUUCUUAUGAUGGACUCCUCAGAGUUUGGAACAAAUCAGGUCAGGCUAUUGCAACAUCUGCGCCUGCCAGUAUUGGUGGGCAUACCUCUGGAGUAAAGGCUGCGAAAUGGCUCUCGGCCAGACAAGUUGCAUCGGCAGGUUUGGAUCGCACAAUAAGGAUAUGGAAUUAUUCUGAAUCAGAGGAUCAUUUCUCGGCGCAAUUGAAACCAACCAUGGAGUUAUAUGGCCAUACCGGUAGCAUUGACUCAAUCGCAGUUCAUGGACCAUCGAAUCGCAUUUUAUCUGCUUCAGCAGAUGGACAAAUUGGUUUCUGGACUUCACAUAAAUCCUCAGCACCCGAAGUAAAUACUAGUCUUAUUUCUGGACCAUCUACAAAACGACGCAAGAUCACAACCUCCACAUCCACUCCUCAGCGUGGCCCUCUAUCUCUCAUGGAUUGUCACAAUGGACCUGCGACUGCUGUUAUCUUCAACCCCCAGGAUCCUACUGUUGCAUAUUCUGCUUCCCAAGAUCAUACCAUCAAAACACUCGAUAUCACCACUUCCAGUAUUGUCGACACAAGAACUUUAUUGAACCCAAUCCUCUCAUUAAGCGCCCUACCAGGAAUCGGUCAUCAAAUAAUAGCAGCAGGUACAACAGCACGUCAUAUCGCUCUCAUUGAUCCUAGAGCUUCGGCUGCUACAACACAAGCCAUGACACUUCGUGGACACACCAACUUCGUUUCAUCAAUAUUUGCAGAUCCUGAUAGCAACUAUGGAUUAGUAUCAGCUGGUCACGAUGGAACCUGUAGGGUAUGGGAUCUUAGAAGCACAAGACAGGGAACGAAAGAUGAAGGACUUGGUGUUGUUGGAGAGGCAGUUUAUAUCAUUGAGAGAGAGAGUAGGAAAGAUAAGACAACUAAGACAGUUGGUGGUGAGGGAGUUAAGGUUUUCGAUGUUAACUGGGAUAAGGAUGUUGGAAUUGUUAGUGCUGGUGAAGAUAAAAUGGUUCAAGUGAAUAGGGGAAGAGGUGUUACAAGACCCGAGAAUUAGUUUAUAUACCCCUUUAUAAUAACCAAGUGGAUUUAUACUUGAACUACGAUUUUUGGUUUUUGAUUUGCACAAGAAAUGAAUGAAUGAUCUUUGGACUUUUGGAAAGAUGAUCACGUGAAAAUAAUUUUGUCCAUUUGAUGUAUGUAAUUACGCCUCAUUUAGACUUUUACGAAUUUGUUUAUUUUGGAAGAAAUCUCUGCAUACAAUUUCUCUUGUCCAAUUUCUUAUACGCCUUUUUAUACGCGAUCACGGCCAUGUUACGGCCUUUCAAUAUCUUUUAAGUCUUAAAUAGAUCGAAAUAAAAAAAGAUCCUUUCCA
Botrytis cinerea B05.10 is the source of this 1809-nucleotide messenger RNA. It is a transcript of the gene Bcytm1, whose product is annotated as Bcytm1. Bases 55 to 1491 code for a protein of 478 amino acids. NCBI's taxonomy places the organism in Eukaryota, Fungi, Ascomycota, Leotiomycetes, Helotiales, Sclerotiniaceae. Gene Ontology annotation, molecular function: protein binding. The record is from RefSeq and is a predicted model, not a curated record. Gene Ontology annotation, biological process: ribosome biogenesis. The transcript is spliced from 2 exons. Gene Ontology annotation, cellular component: preribosome, large subunit precursor.